UAUUCUCGUUCUCGACAAUGCAGCGCGUCCACGAUCUCGACAGCAAGAUCUCUCUCUGGAUUCACCAGGCCGGCGCCAGGAUUCCUCGAUUCGUGCUGCGCGUGCUGGAAUUCUCCGGCGAUGGCGUCUUCUGGAUCGUCGCAAUCGCGGCGCUGGCUUUCGCGGCUCCAUCCUCGCCCCAGCUCCAGCUCCUGGUGCCCGACCUGAUGCUGGGAUUCGUGCUGGAUGUGUUGCUGGUGGCGUCGAUCAAGACGAUCGUGCGCCGCCCUCGUCCAAUCUACAACAAAGGCAUGUAUGUGAUUUCUUCCGUGGAUCACUGGUCGUUUCCCAGCGGCCAUUCCUCGCGAGCGCUCUUCAUGGCGACCUUCUUUUGGCUCAAGGCCGCGAGCUCCAUUUCUUCUUCUUCUUCUUUGCCGCCAUCGCCACCGCGGGCGAGCUUGCUCGAGUUCGUCGUCACGGUGGAAUUCUUGGCUCUCUCCUGGGCUGUGGCCACCGCCAUCUCUCGAGUUCUCUUGGGGAGACACUACGUGAUGGAUGUGUUCGUUGGCUCGAGCCUGGGAGUUUUGGAGGCGGCGGUGGUGGACAAGUUCUCUCACGCCACGCUGCAUCAAGCUUUGAGGAAGAAGCUCUCGGCCACCACCAUCGCUUGGAGGUAGCGAGAAUCUCUACCUCUUCUAUAGCUCGCUAUUUUCAGAGCAUUGAAUGAAAGCUUGAUACCCUGGAAAAACUUUCCAAGGUAUUCUUGGAACGGCUGCCUUUAGUUAUAACAAUAGGGCGGCGGUGGUGAAGGUGGUGGCCGUGACGGUGGUGAAGGU
Molecule: messenger RNA, 815 nt
Organism: Selaginella moellendorffii
Lineage: Eukaryota; Viridiplantae; Streptophyta; Lycopodiopsida; Selaginellales; Selaginellaceae
Product: probable lipid phosphate phosphatase beta
Exons: 1
Coding region: 18-656 (212 amino acids)
Molecular function (GO): sphingosine-1-phosphate phosphatase activity
Source: RefSeq, a predicted model, not a curated record